Messenger RNA from Mizuhopecten yessoensis (Yesso scallop), 761 nucleotides. RefSeq names its product anaphase-promoting complex subunit 1-like. Gene Ontology annotation, biological process: metaphase/anaphase transition of mitotic cell cycle; anaphase-promoting complex-dependent catabolic process; protein K11-linked ubiquitination. The transcript has 5 exons. Gene Ontology annotation, cellular component: anaphase-promoting complex. Bases 12 to 761 code for a protein of 249 amino acids. Gene Ontology annotation, molecular function: molecular adaptor activity. The record is from RefSeq and is a predicted model, not a curated record. Lineage: Eukaryota; Metazoa; Mollusca; Bivalvia; Pectinida; Pectinidae.
CAAGUACGUGGAUGAUAGAAAAUGGACUUUUGUUUGAGAGGACUGUAUCACCCACAGAAAUAGCCACCGGCAAAAGAAAUUCCCCCAGCCAGACGACAGUGUUCAGCAUGUUACACCCGUUGGACGAGGUAGCUCCAGUCAUCACCAAAACAUCAAGUUCUGGUGGCUGUCCCAAGAUUUCUUACCUGACUGACAACACACAGCAUAUCAUCUUCACCAGUGUGGAACCCUCGCUGGUGUUUACCUACGACACGAUGGUGGGCGUCCACUCAGCCUGGCGGGUCCGCAAGGCCAGGCUAGAUGAGUGCAACACGGUGUGUGGUUUGUUAGAGAACAGUUUUUACCACCCUGCUGCCAUGGCAACCCCCAUGGGGAUGAACCAGUCCAGCUCCAGCCACUCACGUUUCAUUGGCAGUCUGUCAGCCCAGUCCCCGAGUAUCUCUCCAAUGAGGAGCUUCUCUGGCCGGGUCAGCUCCCCCGCUAUCAUUCCUGGUCGCUCUCAGAGCCUCAGCCCAGCUGUUGGCAGUAUGGCUGCUGUAAGCCGUUCUCAGUCCCCAGCCCUGGGGCUCACUUCCAUGCACCGCCUCCUGUCCCCUUCCCCCAGUGUGGCCCGUAGCCCUGGGAACUACUUCCGUACUCCGCCUGUAGGCUCCCACAAUGUGUCGCUCAUUAACGAGAGCUACACAGACUGGGUGGAGCCCCUUAAGCCUGAGGUGUGCUUCGAGCACUUGUGGACGGAACCUGCACCUGCCAUCAGGUAA